CACAGAAACACGGGCAAAGCGCAUUUCGUCCCCGAAGGGAAACACAAAUUCAUAGUCACUCAUUGAAGUUCUAAAAACUCCUCCAAUCUCCCGCUCGCUCUUUGCAUCUCCUACUUUCUUCCUGGAUCUGCUUCAUACCUGCAUUCCGUCUCUUGAUUUGGUAGUUUAAAAUUCCCGGUCUAGAUCAUAAAAAGGGGAAAGUGAGAAUGUAUGGGAAGGCCCCUGGAACGCCAGUUUCAAAGAUUGAGAACAGAACCCCUGCAUCAACUCCAGGGGGAGGAGGGAGUAAAGCAAAAGAGGAGAAGAUUGUAGUUACAGUACGUUUACGGCCUUUGAACAGAAAGGAGCAACUAGCAAAGGACCAAGUAGCAUGGGAAUGUGUGGAUGAACAGACCAUUGCUUACAAGCCCUCUCCCCAGGAGCGCUCAGCUCAACCGGCUUCUUUCAGCUUCGAUAAAGUGUUUGGUCCUACUUGUGUAACGGAGUCUGUGUACGAGGAUGGCGUAAAGAACAUUGCCCUCUCUGCUUUGAUGGGAAUUAACGCAACUAUCUUCGCUUACGGGCAAACAAGCAGCGGGAAGACUUACACAAUGAGAGGCAUAACUGAAAAAGCUGUUCAAGACAUUUACAACCAUAUAAAAAACAAAGGAACCGUAGUUGAGAAGCUGGUGGAGGAAACAGCAAGCGAUGAUACACAUUUGAGGCAGUUGAUCAGUGUAUGUGAAGCCCAAAGGCAAGUUGGUGAAACUGCACUCAAUGAUACUAGUUCCCGAUCUCAUCAAAUUAUAAGGCUGACGAUACAGAGUACUCUACAUGAGAAUUCCGAUUGUGCGAGGUCAUUUGUUGCAAGCUUGAAUUUUGUGGAUCUUGCUGGGAGUGAAAGGGCUUCACAGACCCAUGCUGAUGGUACUAGGCUGCGAGAAGGUUGCCAUAUCAAUCUUAGCUUGAUGACCCUAACUACAGUAAUCAGAAAACUAAGUGUUGGGAAGAGAAGUGGCCACAUACCCUACAGAGACUCGAAGCUUACACGCAUACUGCAGCACUCACUUGGCGGAAAUGCUCGUACUGCCAUCAUAUGUACUUUAAGCCCUGCACUGACACAUGUUGAACAAUCCCGAAAUACUCUUUAUUUUGCAAUACGAGCCAAGGAAGUUACAAAUAAUGCACAAGUCAACAUGGUUGUGUCGGACAAGCAGCUUGUUAAGCAUUUACAGAAGGAAGUGGCGAGGCUGGAAGCAGAACAGCAGCGCUCUACUGACCCUUCAAGUGACAAAGACUUGAAAAUCCAGCAGCUGGAGAUGGAAGUUGAGGAAUUGAGGCGCCAAAGAGACCUUGCGAAAUAUGAGGUGGAUGAGUUACGAAGAAAAAUGGAAGAGGAGCAACAACAGGUCUGCUUCUGUUGCUUUUUUGUGACAUUUUAUUCGGUCGGAUCUCUCACCAGAUGGUUUUUUCACAUUUGUCCUGAAAUUUCUGGCGUACAGGUGAGCGGUAAAGUAGAAGAAUCACCCUGCCCAUCUGUGAAGAAGUGUCUAUCUUACUCAGAAUCAUUGCUACUUAAACCGGAGGGCAAGGACUUAAAGCGCAGUGAGAAGAUUAGAAAAACGACCCUAAGGCAGUCCAUGCGAUCAUCAUCAGCUGCACCAUUCACCCUGAUGCAUGAAAUUCGAAAACUCGAACACCUUCAGGAGCAACUUGGGGAAGAAGCAAACCGUGCUCUUGAAGUACUGCAGAAGGAAGUUGCUUGUCAUAGACUAGGCAACCAAGAUGCAGCUGAGACAAUUGCCAAACUGCAAGCUGAGAUAAGGGAAAUGCGUUCCCUUCCACAGCUUCCGAAGGAAGUUCAAAUUGGAAGCGUGAUGAUACCUACCAACAAGAGUGUCAGCGCCAAUCUGAAAGAGGAAAUAACAAGACUUCAUUCACAAGGAAGCACCAUUGCAAAUCUCGAAGAGCAACUGGAGAAUGUCCAGAAGUCGAUCGACAAGCUGAUCAUGUCUCUACCAAGCAAUAAUACCCCAGAAUUGAACUUUGAGUCACCAGCUUCCAAUUCUAAGAGUCAGCACAAGAAGAAGAAGACACUCCCUUUAUCCCCAAGCAACAGUGGUAUAAGGCAGAACUUCAUCCGAUCUCCCUGUUCGCCUUUGUCAUCGUCAAGGCAAGUAUCAGAGAACGACAGAGAGAACCGAGCACCGGAGAAUGGUGACGUCCUUGUGUCCAAUGUGAACUCGCAGCAAGAGUAUGCAAAGCAGCAGACUACUCCAGUGAAGAGUGAAGAAUGUGGAGGCGUGUCAUCCAAGGAAGGUGUCUCCGCCGGGUAUCGACGUUCAAGUUCCGUCAACAUGAAAAAGAUGCAGAAGAUGUUCCAGAAUGCAGCUGAGGAAAACGUGAGGAGCAUCAGAGCGUACGUGACAGAACUGAAGGAACGAGUUGCAAAACUCCAGUAUCAAAAGCAGCUGCUAGUUUGUCAGGUGCUAGAACUGGAAGCGAAUGAGGCAGCUGGGUACAACAUCGAGGAGGAGGAGGAGGAGGAAACGAUGAUGAUCGAUCCGGUCGAACCACAAGUUCCAUGGCAUGUGACGUUCAGGGAGCAGAGGCAACAGAUCAUAGAACUGUGGGAUAUCUGCUACGUGCCAAUCAUCCACAGAACACAAUUCUACUUGCUGUUCAAAGGGGAUCCAGCCGACGAGAUAUACAUGGAGGUGGAACUCAGGCGGCUGACAUGGUUGCAGCAGCAUUUGGCUGAGCUCGGCGAUGCAAGCCCUGCUCGUGUCGUUGGUGCAGCAGACGAGCCAACGGUUUCCCUUUCAUCAAGUAGGAGAGCGUUGAAGCGCGAGAGGGAGUUCCUGGCGAAGAGGCUGACGCGGUUGGGCGUGGAGGAGAGGGAGGCGUGGUUAAUGAAAUGGGACGUGCCAUUGGAUGGGAAGCACAGGAGGUUGCAGUUCAUCAGCAAGCUGUGGAGAGAUCCUCACGAUUCGAGGCACGUACAGGAAAGUGCAGAGAUCGUGGCGAGGCUGGUUGGGUUGUACCAAGGAGGCAAUUUGUCCAAGGAGAUGUUCGAGCUCAACUUUGCACCGCCGUCUGGUAAAAGGCCGUGGUGGGCUAUGGAGUGGAACCAGAUUUCCAACCUCCUUAACCUUUGAGAGAAUGUUAGACAGUGACUUGUUUUAGAUUUCAGAUUUUGUACAUGCAAAUGAAUGAGAGACAAUUAAGUUUAAAUAGUUGAAAGAUAGUGUCUUAUAGUUUAUGUUAUAAAUUUACUAGUAUGAACUUUCUAAUUUACUGUAGGUGAUAUUAAUUGUCGACUAUUUCUACCGACGGUUAAUUCGUUAUGUGAUUUUUUUAUAUGGAU
This is a messenger RNA of Linum tenue, 3346 nucleotides long. The record is from the annotation of a GenBank genome assembly. NCBI's taxonomy places the organism in Eukaryota, Viridiplantae, Streptophyta, Magnoliopsida, Malpighiales, Linaceae.